AUGGCCAUUGAGAAGAAAAUCGAUCGCCUUGACUGUAUUACCCUGGAUGGAGGCUAUUCGCAAUUCCUACAUGGGAUCAUUGAACACAGUGACCAACUGGAAUCAACAAACUUCUGCUGUCCAGUCCGCAAGACAAGAGGGAUAGCAUUUACAGACCAGGAAAAAAAGUAUAACGAAAUGAGUAUUUUCUCUCUGCAAUUUAAGCUAUGCUGCCUACUUCUCAAUAUCAAACGCAUGGUUGCCUUACGUAAUAUAACUAUAGAGCCACAUCACAGCUUCUGGAUGCAAGAGAACUUCGACUAUCCAGAUGGCACUGAGGCAAACAUUUCUCAAAUUCCCACUGCUCCAAGCUAUGUUGUAGAAAUCAAAGAUGCUCGAAGCAUGUAUCAGCUUCAGGAUGCUUUUUUAAAUCUCGGUAUCACUACUACCUCAAAUGUUGACAACGAUCAUGAAAUGGGUGAUAGCAAUAUAGAAACUGCAUAUGAAAUCAAAAAGAUAAUAGAGCACCGAGGAGAAGGGGAUGGAGUAGAAUAUCUUGUUCAAUGGAAGGGCUACAAUAAAUGUGACAAUUCAUGGGAGCCACUCAGCAGCUUUAAUCAGACUCGCGCCAUUGAUGACUACUGGAACUCCAAACGCGAGUUUUGA
This is a messenger RNA of Lobosporangium transversale, 645 nucleotides long. RefSeq lists its product as hypothetical. Gene Ontology annotation, cellular component: pericentric heterochromatin. The record is from RefSeq and is a predicted model, not a curated record. Gene Ontology annotation, molecular function: chromatin binding. Bases 1 to 645 code for a protein of 214 amino acids. The transcript has 2 exons. Gene Ontology annotation, biological process: negative regulation of transcription by RNA polymerase II; chromatin organization. Lineage: Eukaryota; Fungi; Mortierellomycota; Mortierellomycetes; Mortierellales; Mortierellaceae.